Molecule: messenger RNA, 1413 nt
Organism: Symbiodinium pilosum
Lineage: Eukaryota; Dinophyceae; Suessiales; Symbiodiniaceae
Source: the annotation of a GenBank genome assembly
AUGUCGUCACCGCCUUCAGACGUGAAGCUGACCUUAGAACGAACCAGCUCCACGUUGCUGCAACAAAUAGAGGCUCUAGAGAAGAGGACUUCCGAAUUGAAGAGAAGUCGCGAAGCUUUGGAGGCAUCCCACAAGAAGCAGCUCGAGAGUAAGGAUGAUGUAGAAGAGCUGGCAGAGCUGGCAGAGGACACGGCGAAGACGCAGAAUGCGGAUGACCCGCCAGCUAAGCCAGACGAGGAGGAAGAUAGAAACAAGCUUCCACAAGUACUUGGCGACGAGAGCAAGCAAGCUAUUUUGGUUGAUCCCCGCCGGUGGGCACGCGAGCGCUUGGCAACUGCUCUACGGGAACAGGGUGAGGAGUUAGAGCAGAAUUUCAAGCCCAGAGCUUCUCUUGCUUCUGGCGGCGCAGCUGCCGCUCAGAAGCCGCCAGUAAGUUCAUCAGAAAUGCAAGCAACAGCCAUCCCAACUCCCACCACAGUUCCGCCGAAAAUGAAUGCGAUUGGAGGUGAUACGGAUACAAACGCGUUUAUCGCCAAGGCGAAUGCGGCAAAUGCCCCUGGAACAUUGGCAAAAGCCAGUAGUGCCGGCGGUAUGAUGAAGGGCAGCAUGCCCAAUCCCAGCAGCAUGGGUGCUGUGGCGAAAGGUGCACCUCCACUAGGUGCCCCACUGUCCAUGCCAACAUCGCCUGGACUCCCCAUGGCGAAGCUGCCAACGCCUUGCGGGCCUGGGCCGAAUGGUGCCGUUUUGCCCAAACUGCCUGGCGUACCCGGGCUUGACCUUGGGUGUGGCGGGCCAUCCCUGCCAUGCAUGGGUGGCUGCAUGGGUGUGGCUGGUGGUAGCAUUGGCAUGCCACCAUCUCUCAGUAACUUGGGUGGUGGUAUGUGUCCCACUGGACCUGCUGGCCCCAGCCUAGGAUCAACCAGCGGGGGCAACCCUGAUGGUGAAGGCGACGAUAUGCAGCAGCAAAUGAUGCUGCAGAUGCAAAUGCAAAUGCAAAUGAUGAUGAUGGGCGCCAUGAUGGGGUCCAUGCUAGGUGAGAAUGAUGAUAAAAAGAAAGGCAAAAAGAGGAAGAAGGACAAAACAAAUGAUGUGAAUGAUGCAGACGAUCUACCCCCUGGCCCUUCCAGCGACAUGAGUCACCCGAGCUACAGACCGCCCGACAUGGAGCAGAUACCUGGCAUUACGGACAGGAGAUUCGAAGGUCGAAUUACAAUGUGGUUCGAGGACAAGGGCUAUGGCUUCAUUGGAAAUGACGACCUCAAGCAGAAAUUCAACGGCAUGGACGUUUUCUUGCAUGCAAACCAGAAGCGGCAUUUCAACCAAGGUGACCAGGUGGUGUUUAGCGUCUUCAAAAAUUAUCGAGGUCAGCCUCAGGCAACCGAGCUAAGAGCAGGCAGAGCCUCCCUCGGAUAG